Molecule: messenger RNA, 6627 nt
Organism: Saccharomycopsis crataegensis
Lineage: Eukaryota; Fungi; Ascomycota; Saccharomycetes; Ascoideales; Saccharomycopsidaceae
Gene: ATG2
Product: Atg2p
Exons: 1
Coding region: 1-6627 (2208 amino acids)
Biological process (GO): autophagosome assembly; piecemeal microautophagy of the nucleus; autophagy of mitochondrion
Cellular component (GO): phagophore assembly site
Molecular function (GO): phosphatidylinositol-3-phosphate binding
Source: RefSeq, a predicted model, not a curated record
AUGAGUCCCCAAUGGAUGCCUCAGAACAUUCAAAAGCGUCUCCUACGAUACAUUCUCCAGCAGCUUUCGGUGUUUAGCGAGAUUGAUCUCAGUGACUUGGAUGUCUCACUAGGGGUCUUAUCUUUGAAGAAUGUUGCCUUAAAUCCCGAGAGCUUUUCCAUUCCUGGUGCAUUUCUUCGAAGUGGCCAGAUCAGUGAUGUCAACUUGCAAUUAACCACAGACGGAAUCGUGGUAAAAUGUACUGGGGUAGAGGUGAUAUUAGUAUUAGCAACAGGAGCAGGUACCAGUGACUCUUCAAAGAAAAAUGGAAGUCAGAGCAGAGAAUUCAGUUUGGCUAAGUCAAGGAACGAUUUGGCGAAUAGUGUCAUGGGUGAUUUGCAUGGCGAUGAGGUCAGUACCACCAGUAGCGGCACCAGCAGCGACGAAAAUGAAUCCGGUAAUAACGAUGAUGACGAUAACAGAAAUGAAACCAAUAAGAAGAAGAAGGAAACUACAACAUUUUAUUCUAGUUAUGUUAACAGGGCUGUGGAACUUGCAUUGUCCAAGUUACAGGUGGUGGUGGAAAAUGUAUUAGUCAAAGUUAUCAUCGAUGACAAUGGUACCCUGACCAGUAUUGGCGGAAGCAAUGGUCAGCAGCGGGCCGCUUGCUCUCAUUUUUUCUUGCAACUUGAUAAAGUCAGUUGGGAUUACACUAAUGAAAAAAAUAAGGCGGUAAAUGUUGAAGGGUUUAAAAUGUUUACCGAGCUUUCAACUGUCAAUGGAGCUUCCAAAGAAAAAGCUAAACAAAAUCCACGACCAGAUCAUCAUUCAUCUCCCAAAAAGUUCAAUGGUUUGGGUAGUGUACUAGAGGAACCCAUCAUAGAACCGCUGAAUAAUAUGGCCCAUUCAGAUGAUGAAGAUAGCGACCAAUUCAAUUCCGAUGACGAAGGGUACAAUCAAAUGAUGGCUUCAUCAUUCCUACCAAACCCUAAAGAUGAGGGUGCCCCUACAGAUCAAGAUAGCGAUGGAAGUGACGACGCCGAUACUCCAUCAACAAUGUUUCUUAGUGCUAAUUCACAUUUAUCACAAACAAUGAUGAUGACUCUUAAUAAACUCAAAGAAGAAAGAGAUGAUUUUGAAGACGAAGACGACAAAAAUCAUUCAUUUCACAGUAGCAUUGCAAAUUUGAGAAAAAGCUCUUUGAAGACUGACGAACAAGAACGCAUAUUCAAUAGUAUUUAUGAAACUGCUACCGGAAGUGGGACAAUGAAUACCUCACAAUUCAGCAUUAUGAAUCAUUCCAAACAGAAAGAAAAUAAGCGUGAAGCUGCUUCAUUCUGUGAUGAGCGAGUAGAUGAAAGAAGAUACUUUUUUGCCAUCUCAUCUCUAGUUUUGAGAUUUGCGGGACUACUUGAAUUCGAAGACUUGGAGGUCAUUAUUGAACAAGUCAACAUUUCUUUCAAAGAUUAUGACAACGAAGAUGAUGGUGUUUAUGCAUCAAUAUUUGAUGUAGCCUUGAACUUCAUAAAGCAAUUUGAUAAAAUCAAUAAAUUGAACUCCUAUCUUAUCAAGCGCAAGAAGGCCAAAAUGAGAGGUUAUAGCAACUUGGCUAAUGGGAAUGGCGGUAAUGUCACAAUUGGAAAAUCAAAAAGUCAGAAUGGUAUUUUGGACUCUGAUCCAAAUGAUGAAUAUGAUGGCAAAGAUAAACUUUCAUGGUUCUCUAGAAUGUGCAUUAAAGAAUUGAGCGUUAAUUUUGAUGAUUAUAUUUUACCAGAUGGGACAUUUAAAAGUUCAGAUGAGUUGCUUUUGAAGUUUUCAAAUAUUAAUGUUAACAAAAAGAACCAGUAUUUAAUUUACGGUGGUAUUGAAAAAUUGGAAAUGAUCAACAGCCAAUCCCAGGCGUUUGGGUUCUCAUCGGCUGAAAAUGAACCAGUCGCAGAGGUCAAACAGGAGGAACUUAGAUUUGAGUACAUGAUGAAUCAACACCAAGCAUCUACUGCUGCCACUGAUAUUACAGUACUUUUUUCGAAAAUUGCGUCUUUGAAGUUGAACUCUCAGAUCAUUGGUAAGCUUCUUGGCAAAUUUUACAAGAUAUCCCCGGUUUUAGAUGCCUUGACGAAACUACAGAGCACAUUAGAUACCAAUAAUAAUUUAGCAGCUACUAAUAACUAUUCCAGUCAAUUUUCUGGCAAAAGACUGGGAUUGCUGGCGUCAUUAGUUUUCCAGAAACCAGGCGGUGGAAUGAUGGCAUCUUCUAUUCUUGGUAAUUCAUCUCAUAUUCCCCAAAAGAAAAGCGCAUUGACUGUGCAGUCUAAUUCAAUACACAUCACUUUAGAAAUUGAAGAGAAUCAAGGACUUUAUUUGGAAAUCCUACCGAUUAAUUAUUGUUCAAGUACCCAGAGAUUGAAUAUUCCAAAAAUGUUGAUUUAUGAAAUCAACAAGAUGAAAUCGUCAAUUGCCACUAGGAUCAUAAAUGAUGAGGGAUUAGUGAAUAAGGACAAUGGGCUUAUCGCCAUGAUUUCUAAUAUUAGCUUGACAGGCUAUUCAAAGAAGCCCCACCAUCAAAUUACAUCUUUCGACAUAAAUAACAAGGAAAUAAUGUACAGUACUGACUCUGUGUUGAAUAUAGAUUCAGUGAUUUAUAGUGAAGAGUUUUCCAGCUUGAUGGAUAUGAUUGAGAUGUUCAAACGCUUUGCCGCUGAUUUGCCCAAGCCAAAAAGCGUUACGAUGAUUAGUGAACCAAGCAAUCCGAGCUAUAUUAGUCCCGUUGGUCGUACUACUAGAAAAGUUCGAAUGACCAGUACGGUUCUGUUUUCAAACCCAGGAUCCAGUUCUAAUGUUAAGAUGCACGUUAAUAUUUCCAAGAUUAAGACUGGUAUCAAUGGAAUCAAGGCGGCUGAAAACGACCCUUCUAGCCUUUUUGGUGAUAUUGUGGGAAGUAUAGAUACUGUCCACGUGAAUAUUUUCAAUGAUUCUGUUAUUCAAAUUCUAGUGAAGAAGGUUUCCUUAUUCAGAUUCUAUGGUUCUAUGAGGGUUAAUCUUUUUGAUCUAGAAGAAGGGAGCUUAGAUCACCAAAACAUUAAUAAUGUGAAAUCAAGGGGAGUGGAGGAAUUUUUUACCCUGGAUGAAUUUGGAUUUGAUGGUAAAAACUUUGAUGGUUUGGAACAAUUGGUGGGGAUUUCCAACCCGGAAGAUGAUAUCCUACCCGUGAUUGGAAUCAGGUUUUCAAACAAUAGUGGUCGUGGAUUUGUUAGAAACUUGGCGAUCAAUUAUUAUGCGGCUUGGUUGCUGAUUUUUGAUAAAAAGAACAAUGCCCAACCACAAGAGUCGCUGAUACCAAAAACCGCCAGUGAUAAUAAUUCUCCUACGUCCCUUAUCAAGUUAAGAGUUGUUGAUUGUGUUAUUGGCUUAAACCCAAGUAGAUUACACUCAAAAGCGAUGUUGAUGGUAAACAGAGGUGACUUGGAUAUACACAUUGGGAAUGAUGAAUUUUUUACAAAAGCUCAACUUCGGAACAUUUCCAUGUUAUUGAUCGAUGAUACUGAUAAUAUUUUAAGCUAUUCAGAAACAAAAAAGCGUAGGCAAUGGUCAGGGACUAGAAGCACAAAGAAGAAGCCGCCUAUUUCCCUGCAAGGCGGAUCCAAUACCUCAAGCAUUCCUUCUUGGUCACAGUUGUCAUGGAAUUUAAGUAGAGGUUUUAUUUCUGUGGGGACAUUUAAUUCUUUGAAUUUAUUGCUUGUUCGCAAUAGUGAAAUAAAACUCUACAAAAUGCCUGGUUGCCAGAAUCCGGUUAUUGAUUUGAAAAUUGAUGCUGAUAUCUGCAGUAUUGAACUUUGUGCUGAUAGCUCUCAAACAUUGACCCAAUUGUUUGCCGAUUUGAAGGAACCAGUAAUUCUUAGUGAUGAGGAGAAGUUCAAGGUCUCUAUUAAUGAUGAAGAUUUAGCCACUAAUACUCAGGAUGCGAUUGGUAGCAAAGGAAUUGUGAAUAUUUUUGACGACAUCGAUGAGAAUGCCUUUGGUCUACGUAAAUCACUACAUGAGACUGUUUUGUUCAACCGAAAUAAUGAAGGUUCUGAUUCUGAAUUGGAUCUUGAAUCUGAUGGUGAAGCUGAUGAAAACAAUGGAGGUUUGAAUUUUGUAGAUGAUUAUUAUGAAGGAUUGCAUAAUUCUUCAUCAGUUUCUAGCUCAAAACAAUCAUCUGAAUCACAAUCUUCGAACCAAAAGAUCGCCAAUGAUAUUUUGAGUCGCUCAUUAAGUACAUUGAAUGUUGGUAAAAAGAGGGACCCAUUACUGAAAAAUACCUUUUAUUACAACGAAUCUUUUGGUAGUAAUAAUGAAGAGGACAUGUCUUCAAAUUCGUCAUUGUCUUUUGCCGCUAAUCACUUCAAUACUAUCAAUGAUAAUUAUAGUGAUACUGAUUUGAAAGCUAGAACUGUUCCUGUUAAAGUUCAUUUAAUAUUGGGGAAGAUAAAUAUAUUGCUUUAUGAUGGCUAUGAUUGGCCUGAUACUAGGCUGGCAAUAAAGAAGGUAGUCCGCAUGGUUGAAAAGACUGGGUUAAAGGCUUUCAAUGAUAAAGUGGCUAGGAAUGAUAACGGUGCCACUACGAAAAAUAAUACCUUGAUAAGUGAUGAAGAUAUGGCUGAGGAAGAGGAGAAUAUCAGUGCCAUUAAUGAAAAUUAUUUAAGAAGCGCUAAAAAGCUAAAGGACAAAAGAAACAGAAGGGAUUCUCUUGGUGAUUUUGGGUUCAGACCUUUCGGGAUUGAUGAUGAUGAUGAUGAUACCAUGAGAGAUAUUAAUGAGUUUGAUGGAGCUGAAGAAGACAAUAGUGAUGAAGAAGAAGAUAAUGAUAAUUUCUAUCCUGGCUAUGGUGAUCCGCAAAUAAUUGAUCACAUGCUAUUUGACUCUAUUCAUAUCAGUCUUCCUGCGGGAGCCAAUCCUGAUGAUUUGGCGGUUGGUAUUAAUAAGAUUAUUGGGAAUUCAGAUGUCAUGAGCACAAACUCUACUUUGCCUAGUGCUCAUCAAAAGCUGAGAGAAGCCGAAUUAGUACCUGAUCAAAAGACAAAUUACAGGAAAUUAAAUUUGAGACGAUCCAAGUCCCAUAAAUUGAGCGUGGAUAUUACUGAAUUGGAGCUUGAUUGUAUUAUUCAUUGCAAUACUGAUCCAGUUUUUGAUAACAAAACCCUUCGACAUCAAGAAUUGGAGGAUGACUCUGAACUAUUGCUUUCCUUGAGCGUCAAAAUUAAGGAUUUUGAAAUCAUCGAUCAUGUUCCAACCUCGACCUGGAAUAAGUUUGCAACCUACAUGAAGGAGGCGGGGGACAGGGAAGUUGGUGUUGGAAUUAUAAAUUUUGAUUUUGCAACUUACCGACCUGUUGCAUCAUUAGCGGCCACGGAAUCUACAAUCAAAGUGAACGUGUUACCUCUUAGACUCCAUGUUGAUCAAGAUGCUUUAGAAUUCUUGACGAGAUUUGGAGGAUUCAAAGAUAAGAGAUUUAUGUUUGAUGAGAUAUAUGAUGACAUUUUGUAUAUUCAGAAGUUCCAAAUCAACUCGGUUCAUCUUAAGUUGGAUUAUAAACCGAAGAAGGUUGAUUAUUUUGGGAUUAGAUCCGGGAAUACUACCGAGUUUGUGAACUUUUUCAUCCUUGACGGUGCCAAGAUUACUUUGAAAAAAUUAACAUUGUAUGGUAUACCUGGCAUGCCAAGACUUAAUGAUGAGUUGAAUGCUUUAUGGAUGCCAGAUAUCAGGAGUACCCAAUUGAAAGGUAUUAUUUCAGGAUUAACUCCAUCAUUAUCGAAAAUUGGUGAAGGUAUCAAAGAUUUGAUGGUGAUUCCAGUAAAUGAAUACAAAAAGGAUGGUAGAGUUGGUAAUAGUCUUCAAAAAGGUGCGUAUGCUUUUGUGAGAACCACCACCAAUGAGCUACUCCGGUUCGGGGUUAAGAUUGCUGCCGGUACUCAAACGGUUUUGGAAAAUACCGAAGAAGCUUUGGGAGGGGCUGGUUCAUCUGCUAGAUUGCCAAAGCGUGUCCACAAGCAAGAAUUUUUCGAAACCAAAGAUGAUGAUCAUUAUGAUCGUAUCAAGUCUAAGUCAAAAAAUAGGGUCACUGAUGUAUCAGUGAUGGACAUGCGGGGGUCGAUGUAUGCUGGUGGCGGUGGGAACAUCAACAACAAUAAUUCCGAAGCAAGAACUAGGAGAAGAGUGUCUUCUUCGACAACAAAAAGCAAAGGAUACUCUGGAAGUAGAUAUUAUUCUGAGGUUUACAGUGAUUCUGAAGAUGACGAGUUGCUAGAUAUUUCUGAAAAUGAGUCUGAAGAUGAAGAUUACGAUACUUCGGAACAGCAACGGACCGUGAGUUUGUAUGCUGAUCAACCGAUCGAUGCUAAGCAAGGGCUCAAUGUUGCGGUGACUAGUCUUGAGCGUAACUUUUUGUUGGCUCGUGAUGCGGUGGUAAAAGCGGGAGGUGAUGCUUCUGAAAGUGGGAGUGCUAAGAAGGCGUUAUAUGUCAUGGCCAAGGCGGCACCGGUUGCACUUAUCAGGCCGAUGAUUGGUACUACUGAAGCGAUUUCCAAAACUUUGCUCGGGGUGACAAAUCAAAUCAAUCCUGAGCAAGGGUUGGAAGCUAAAGAGAAGUAUAAGGCGAAGCCAAGAUAG